Messenger RNA from Durusdinium trenchii, 2174 nucleotides. NCBI's taxonomy places the organism in Eukaryota, Dinophyceae, Suessiales, Symbiodiniaceae. The record is from the annotation of a GenBank genome assembly.
GAACGAUCAGCCGUGUUUGACAGCAAAGCCCUGUCUCGACACCGACGGUCGCCAUGUUGCACAUCGCUUGCGCUUGGAUCCUGGCGGUACUGGCACUGGAACAUGCAAGAGGAGAAGAUGAGAGUUGCGAGGAGUGUGAGGAGUCGCUGUCGCUGCGACAACUGCGGAGCCAACGUCAGGCCCAGGCCUGGAGCUUCGAGAAGCCCGACCCCGAGCUGUUGCUCUGGGAUCGCGUGGUGAACGCCACCAUCGGCGCGGUGGAACGCGUGGUCUACAACGGUUGGCUGAAGGUGCCACUGGUCCAUGAUCCGGCGCUCUUGGACUUCGAAGAGCCUCCCUACCUAUGUCUUCGCGUGCGUGGUCUUAAAGCCCUGAAGCAACCAGCGGCGAAUGGUCCACUGCUCAUGCACUGCGGAGGUCCUGGCAGUGGCCGGGACUGCGCGCAAAGGAUGACCGAGCUCAAUCUCGACAUCGAUGGGCGGCACCAGCUCAUCGCCAGCUACGAUGUCCUGGCCAUCGACCAGCGGGGCGUCAACACCAGCCACGAUGCCAACGAGACCCAAGGAGGCUGGGGAGAAGUACCGGCUUGCCCUUUCAGUUGGUCAGGGCAUCCGGUGCAGCGCUUUCCAACCAUUUACUGCGAUGAGACCAAGAAGUAUUUGGAUGGAUCUAAGGAGCUUCAGCAGGAGUUGAUGGAGAUGCUGAUGCCCUUGGACAACCAGACCGCUGUCCAAGACGCAUGGGAGAGCUAUGUCCUACCCACCUGGCGUGGCGACACCGCCUUUUCAACGAACGAGAUCGACGUGCGCUGGUUCUAUCGCAUGGUGAAGCUGGAGCACGGCCUCUGCUACGAGGCGGAACGGUACAAGAUGAAGGCGCCCAAUGGCAGGGUCUACAACGCCUUGCAAUUCGCCGGAACGGUGGACUUGGCCCAUGACAUGGACCUGCUGCGCCGGGCGCUGGGUGCCCCGAAGCUCUCGGUCUACGGCGCGUCCUACGGCACCGCGGUGAGCGCCACCUACGCCACGAUCUUUCCCGAGCGGAGCCACCGCCUGGUCAUGGACGGGGUUCUGAAUCCCUUUCCUGACACCGAAGCCCGGGGCAUUAGCUUCUCCAAAGGCAUCCAGGCGGUCUGGGAUGGCUUGGAGGAAGACUGCGAACGCUCCUUGCGUUUGUUUCCCCACGGCUCGCCCGAGCGGUGCCCGGCUGCACCUGGGGCAUCGGUGAAGGUGCAGGAGGUCUUGAAGGGAUCCAAUCAAACUCUGGCUUUCCAGUUGCGGCAGCUCAUGCUGAUCGCCGCCACGCAUGCGGAGGAUGUGGGCCCAGUGGCUAUGGCUUGUAUCCAGCAAUUCCAUUCGGGCCGCCAGGUACCUGGGUGCGACCAAAUAUUGCCCCAACUGGGCAUCAGUGCGGGCAACGAUACGGAUCACUUUGGCCUUAGCAUGCAGGCCCUGGUGAUGGCGACCGACUCCUCGGGGCGUCUCAAUGAGGAGGAGUUCAUCGUUUGGUGGCGCAAGGCCUCCGCCUCUUCGUUGCGACGAACGGCACGUCCAUCCGAUGUGACCGGUCGGACUGAUGAGAGCUAUCCCAUUGGCAUUCUAUGGUCCAUCAAUUGGAUGGUCGCCAUGAGCACUUGGCCCAGCUACUCACGCCCAGUACCUCCCGCCGGUGCCUCCGGAGUGCCGGCCGUCAUCAUUGGCAACCUUCAUGAUCCUCAAACUGCUUUCGAGAGCGCACAGCUCUUGAGAAGGAGCUUCCCGGAGGGUUACUUGGUGACCUGGCAGGGCUAUGGGCAUUGCUUCAAGGUCUACCAGCACGGCUCUGAGCUGCUGAAGGAGUACAACCGAUCCAAAGCGAUGGGAGCUCUACCAGCCUACACCAAUGGAGUGGGGAAGUAUGCCUGCAUGUCGAAGGUCUUAAGCUACCUGCAGACAGGACACGGCUUGGUCGAUGGCCACACCUGCCUAGUCAGUGAACCACUUCGCUUGGGCCGUGCUGCCGUGGAGGAUGCCACGAUGUGAGACGGAGCGGAGAGAGCGGCGGAGAGAGCGGCAGAGCAGGCGGAGCGGAAAGGCCUAAGAAGGAGGCCUGCAAUACCCAAAAGCUGUAAGAGUCCCUGCCAAUACCUCAGGGGCAAUCCCACACAAUGCCUUUUCGUCCGUGCCCCGACUGAG